This is a messenger RNA of Hippopotamus amphibius kiboko, 1036 nucleotides long. It is a transcript of the gene CHST13, whose product is annotated as carbohydrate sulfotransferase 13. Gene Ontology annotation, molecular function: sulfotransferase activity. The record is from RefSeq and is a predicted model, not a curated record. The transcript has 3 exons. Gene Ontology annotation, biological process: carbohydrate biosynthetic process; proteoglycan biosynthetic process. Bases 7 to 1029 code for a protein of 340 amino acids. Gene Ontology annotation, cellular component: membrane. NCBI's taxonomy places the organism in Eukaryota, Metazoa, Chordata, Mammalia, Artiodactyla, Hippopotamidae.
GCGAGCAUGGGGAGGCGCUGCUGGCGGCGGCGCGCGCUGGCGGCCGCCUGUCUGGGCGCCGCGCUCCUGCUCCUGGGCGCCGCGCCCCGCGCCCUGCGCCCGGCAUCUGAAAACAGGGCCGUGGGCUCUGGCUGGCUUGGCGGGAAGAGGAGGAGUCCCCUGCAGAUGCUCUAUGACCUGGACCAGGGCCCGCGCUCCGCCCUGGCCGAGGUGCACCGGCAGCGGCGAGACCUGCUCCGCCGCGCCUGCAGCCGCCACACGCGCCGGCAGCGCCUGCUGCGGCCCGAGGACCUGCGGCAUGUGCUGGUGGACGACACGCACGGCCUGCUCUACUGCUAUGUGCCCAAGGCGGCCUGCACCAACUGGAAGCGCGUGCUGCUGGCGCUGAGCGGCCGCGGCCCCGCGGACCCGCGCGCCAUCCCCGCGCACGAGGCGCACGCGCCCGGCCGCCUGCCCUCGCUGGCCGACUUCAGCCCGGCCGAGGUCAACCGGCGCCUGCGCGCCUACCUGGCCUUCCUCUUCGUGCGCGAGCCCUUCGAGCGCCUGGCCUCGGCCUACCGCAGCAAGCUGCAGCGGCCCUGGGGCGCCGCCUUCCAGCGCCGCUUUGGCGCCCGCAUCGUGCGGCGCCUGCGGCCGCGCCCGCGCCCCGACGCGCUGGCCCGCGGCCACGACGUGCGCUUCGCCGAGUUCCUGGCCUACCUGCUGGACCCGCGCACGCGCCGCGCCGGGCCCUUCAACGAGCACUGGGAGCGCGCCCACGCGCUCUGCCACCCGUGCCGCCUGCGCUACGACGUCGUGGGCAAGGUCGAGACGCUGGCGGAGGACGCGGCCUUCGUGCUGGGCCUGGUGGGCGCGCCCGGCCUGCGCUUCCCCGAGCCGCCGCCCGGGGCCCGGGCUGCCGCGCGGGACCGCGCCGCGCGCCUCUUCCGCGACAUCAGCCCCUUCUACCAGCGGCGCCUCUACGGCCUCUACGGGAUGGACUUCCAGCUCUUCAACUACUCGGUGCCCUCCUACCUGCGGCUGCGCUAGGCCCGCG